UUUACCUAUAAAUAUGACCACCGCCCAAAAGUUAGUAACAGUUGUUCGCACAAGACACUGCAGCAAAAGAGCAAACAAACAUGUUGAAGGUGCUCAUCACUUUAGUUCUAGCCUUGGCUAUCGCUUCGGCCUACACCGUUACCGAUCAACCGGCUUUUAUUGAGGAUUUGCCACCAUCUCCAGUCUUAUCGGGACGCAUAACUAAUGGUAUUCGCGCAUCAGCAGGCCAAUUCCCCUACCAGACGGGUUUGUCACUAACCCGUAGCACAGGAACCUACUGGUGCGGUGGUUCUCUGAUUGGUUCCACAUGGGUCUUAACUGCGGCUCACUGCACUAACGGCGUUACUAGGGUCAAAGUUUACCUGGGCGGUACUGUGCGCACUUCUGCCAAGGUCUCGUACACCGUAACCUCGAGCUCUAUACACCAACACACUGGAUAUAAUGAAAAUACUCUCGCCAAUGAUAUUUCGCUAAUCAAGAUUCCAGCUGUUUCCUAUACCAGCGAAAUUUCAGCUAUUAAAUUGCCUUCGAUCUCUUCCUCAUACUCAAAUUAUGUUGGCAGCUACGCCAUUGCUUCGGGUUGGGGUCGCACCAGUGAUUCAUCCUCUACUUCAAGUUAUUUAAAUUAUGCCCGCCUCCCCGUUAUAGCUAAUUCGGUCUGCUCUUCAACCUAUGGCUCCAAGGUUGUGACUGGUAAUACGAUUUGUGUAGCUACUCCUGGCGGCGUUUCUACCUGUCAGGGCGACUCUGGCGGUCCGUUAGCCCUAGAAUCGGGUAAUGUGCUGGUCGGUGUUACUUCAUUCGUAUCGUCUAAAGGUUGCGCCUCUGGUGCUCCAGCCGGAUUCGUACGUGUAACCAGCUACUUGGACUGGAUUAAGGGCAAAACUGGUAUUUCCUAUUAAUAGUGGAAACAAUCUGUGUUGAAAAUGCAAAUUUAUUCAAAUAAAAUAAUUUCGAGAAGAUAAAUAUUAUAUCUAGACUAUACAAACUGCGGAUUUAAGUCUACGGGAAAAGUAAGAAUAAUUUCACUGCAGUCUACGCUGGUAAGACUUUAAUAGACUUUUGUAUAGG
This is a messenger RNA of Rhagoletis zephyria (snowberry fruit fly), 1071 nucleotides long. RefSeq names its product serine proteases 1/2-like. The record is from RefSeq and is a predicted model, not a curated record. NCBI's taxonomy places the organism in Eukaryota, Metazoa, Arthropoda, Insecta, Diptera, Tephritidae. Gene Ontology annotation, biological process: proteolysis. Gene Ontology annotation, molecular function: serine-type endopeptidase activity.